CUCGCUCACACGCGGGCAGUUUAGAGGGAUCAUAACCCAAAAGCCUUUAUUCCCUGGUGGUGCAGUCUGAGAGGAUGGUACCAUACCAUCAUAACGUGACGGGCUACACCUGAAUCUAGAUCAAGCAGGAUUUUGAGCAGAGCAUCAGUGAACUUACGAUCAGGCAGUGAUGCACACGGGUGACGCCGUGCUCCUAUAGUCGCAUAACCAAAGACUGGCGUGGGAUCGGUCCCUGCUGCGCCUCAUCUGGAAUAACGUCGGGUAAUAGAGAAAUUCAUUCAGCGUUUUUAAGAGGCGAACAGUGUGAGAAUAAUCCCUCUCUGGCAGACGUUCAUCGGAAGCGGUUUUCUGUACUUUGCAGGAGCCAGUGCAGAUUUAUUCCGAUAUAGAAUCGCCAAAUUUACAAUAAGGAACCAUGGGAAAACAGAACAGCAAGCUGACUCCCGAGGUGAUGGAGGAUCUGGUGAAGAACACAGAGUUUAAUGAACACGAGCUGAAGCAAUGGUACAAAGGCUUCCUGAAAGACUGCCCCAGUGGUAGGCUCAAUCUGGAUGAGUUCCAGCAGCUUUAUGUCAAGUUCUUCCCGUACGGUGAUGCGUCAAAGUUUGCACAACACGCCUUCAGGACCUUUGACAAAAACGGUGACGGGACCAUCGAUUUCCGAGAGUUCAUCUGCGCUCUGUCCAUCACAUCCCGCGGCAGCUUUGAGCAGAAACUCAACUGGGCCUUCAAUAUGUACGACCUGGAUGGUGACGGCAAAAUCACCAGGGUGGAGAUGCUGGAGAUAAUCGAGGCUAUUUACAAAAUGGUGGGCACUGUGAUCAUGAUGAAGAUGAACGAGGACGGAUUGACACCGGAGCAGAGGGUGGACAGGAUCUUCAGCAAAAUGGAUAAGAACAACGACGACCAGAUCACGUUGGAAGAGUUCAAAGAGGCGGCAAAGAGCGACCCGUCCAUUGUGCUCCUCUUGCAGUGUGACAUGCAGAAGUGAGCUCGCUCCUCUCCCGUCUGUAUCCACACACUCUGGACAGCAGCACAUGUUUUAAUGUCUCAUUAGGUUCUCUGCCAUUUCCACAGGAAAAAAAAAAUGCUUGGACUAUUUUUCAAUGGACUCGCUUCUUGUGGUCGUAUGCAUGAGAAUGUCAAAUGCUGAAUAAUUUUGAAUAUAGCUAUACAAUAUCAUACAUUUAUAUUUCAAAACAUGCCAGUGUGAUUUGUGCACAGUAACCCUAUACAUUUUCAUUUAACUUUAGCUUGUAUAUCAGUCGAGCACUGCAUUAAAUUAUGUUCCUGCAGUAUUUAGGAUCCCCAAUGUUCACUGCUGCAGCUACUGUAUGCUUUACAUAAUAGUAACAAUACAAUAAUUCCUAUGAUAAUUGUAACUGUCUCUACUAUCCAGACUUCUUGAGCUCUUGGAGAAUAGAGAGGCUCCUGUCUGUUCCAGAUGUUUUCACACGAUGGAACCAAGAAGAGUAGGUUCUUUGCAUGCAUAUAUUAUGUGUCAAAAAAUAUAAUAUCUUACCUUUUGCAUCCUUAGGUGGGUAUAAAAGAGAAACCCUCCAAAAUUCAUUAUUUAUUGUUGCAUGGGAUGUACAGUAUGUGACUCAUUAGACCAUUAGUUCACCUAACGUGGGAGCAUGCUUCCCUCCAUCGAUACAUGUGUACGUGUGACACUUGAGUUUUGAAAGGCAGGCAUUUGGGUUGUGGUUGUGGGUUAAUCUCCAAGGAAGAGCCUUCACAUAAACAUAGAAUUACACACACAGAAUAAAUUUGCGCUUCAGCGAUUGCUGGGAUGAGUAGAAAUAUAUUUGCAGAGUACCAUCCCCCCAAGAUUUAUCGUACUGUUGCCGUUGAAUCAAGGGAAAAGGCCAAAAUUAACCACUGCUGUUAGGCACAGUACUCAUGCAUAUGCCGGAUGCAUUAUUCCCUAUGAUAAUACGAAAUUGGCUGGAUUUUUUUCCGAGUGCUUAUAUGAUUUAGACUCACAUGACUUUACACAGUACAUAUCAGCAUGUUUACAGAAAGGAACAGCAAAAAAAAAGUGCAAAAUAAAUACAAUCUUGGCUUUUGACCUUGAUGCUCGGAGCUCAUCCUCUAGCCAAGGGAUCCUUGUGAGAGGGGCUCCACUUCCAAUGCAACAAAAGGAAAAAGCCUCACAUAUGUUUACUGGACACACUGCAUUCCUACGUACCAAACUUUUUGUAAAGAGAAACUUUUUAUUGAAGGUCUCAUCUUCUCAACUUUUCGGUUUUCAGUGAUCAUUAAUGAUGCAGGAUCCGCAAGAGAGGUGCUCGGUGAAGCUUGUGAAAGAGCGUUUCAGUGUUUCAGACGGUAACCGGGUUAAGUAGGUUAAAGCUAUUGCGGAAACUCUUUCAUUCCAACAGUUUUGCUUUCCCAUUUCUAGGCUAUGCAAGCAUGGACUGAGUGUCUGCUUGUAGUCCACUUCCAAUAGUGGAGGUUGCAGAAGCUUUUCACUUAUCCACAGCAUAACUGAGACCAAAACCCACAUUGUUGGUAUGUCUUUAUUAUUUCAACAGUCCAUCGCCACGUCAGGAUCUUUGUCUUGUAAAUGUUUAUAUCAAAUAUGAAAAAUCUAAAUACAAGUGACUGUAUUUCUUUUGUUCUUUUAUACAUGUGGCAUGUGUUGCACCCACAGUUAAUUCUGUAGUGAUUAAAAUGAAUAAAACGUAAAUGGGCUUUUUCAAAAGACA
Myripristis murdjan (pinecone soldierfish) is the source of this 2711-nucleotide messenger RNA. RefSeq names its product visinin-like 1b (gene vsnl1b). Gene Ontology annotation, molecular function: calcium ion binding. The coding region runs from base 416 to 991 and encodes 191 amino acids. NCBI's taxonomy places the organism in Eukaryota, Metazoa, Chordata, Actinopteri, Holocentriformes, Holocentridae. The record is from RefSeq and is a predicted model, not a curated record. The transcript is spliced from 4 exons.